AGGAGGCCCAGAGAGGAAGGAGGCGUAGGCUGAGGAGGAAGAGGGAGGAGGGGCAGGGAAGUCCUGGCGGAGAAGAGGCUCAAGACGCCAAAGGAGACAACAGGAGGGUGCGCUGGAGCUCCCCCGCCUCCCAACGGCCGUUCCGGAUCCCUUACGGCGCAAGUCAGGCAGAGUCGGAGGAAAGGAGGAAGAGACUUUUAUGUCGGCAGACAGAGAAGCUCUACCCGUCACCGUUGCCUCACAUCCGGGGCUUUGGAGGGCUGGCCCCGCGGCCCCGCCCCCCCCCAGCCUUUCAUGGCGACCGGAGGCGGAGGCUGGAAGAGCCGGGCCUGGAGGAGGCCCCUUUAAAUCUCCUUAAAGGGGUGGCCGGUGAACUCGGCGACUACAACGGCAACCUUAAAGGGAAAGCCAUCGAACAGAAGCUGACAAACUGAGAACUGUGCUGUUGGGAGACCUGGAGCGAGUGGGGAUUCUCACCUCCUUUUCUCCUCCACGCAAGAAGUUCUUUAAACUCAGCUUAAAGGGGAAGUGGCCGCUUGGUGGAGGACCAGAAACUUAACUCCCGAGUCCUUAAAGGGGCGGCCUGCUGUUUGGAGGACCCUGGACUCCUUAAAGGGGUGGCCUCUUUUAGCCGGAGGACUGGAGACACUUUUAAAGGGGAGGUCUGCGUUUCGGGGCGAGCUUUCGGUCCCUUUUAAAGGGGUGGCCCUUCCUCUUCCUCGGGGAGACUUGUCUCGACCCCUGGCAGGGGGCGACCACCGCACUAGGCCGGCUGGACACCAUCGGGUCGUCUUAAAGGGGUCAGGGGCUGGACAACUUGAGGCCUCGCCUUAAAGGGACGGCCGCCCUGUUUUCGCCUUCUCGGCCCCGCCGGCCCCACAGGGGGGGCCCUCGGGCUUGUCGCCCCGGGGGCGGCGCCGGCUCCCCGGGCUUUGGCCUUGGGGCAAGCUCGGGGCCAGUAGAUCCUGCUUUAAAGGGGAAGCCGUGGCCUUUUCGUCCCUGUGCAGCCGCCAGCGCCGCGCCUGCGACCCCGGGCCUGCGGACAGGCCGCUUCGGGCCCCGCCGCCUCCGGAUGCGGCGCUGAGGGCGGUCGCCAUGGAGACGGCAGCGGCCGCGGCUCCGGGCCCGGGCUGGGCCGCCGAGGGGGAGCGGCGGCGGCGGCGCUGCUCGCGCCGAGACCGAGACCGGGAGCAGCGGCGCCGCCGAGGUCCCGGCGGCGAUGCGCCCCGGGCCCUGUUGGCCGCCCCGCGCGGCUCCUCGUCCUCCUCGUCGCCGCCACCGCCCGCCAGGCCUUGGUCGUCAGCUUCGUCCGGAGAGCGGCCCGGAGGCCCGAGACGACGGCGGCCCCGUCCCAGGCCUCGGCCCCCGCGACCCCGAGCUCGGAAGCGGCCUGCCGGCUCGGGCAGCCGCGGGGAGGAAGAGGAGGAGGAGGAGGAGGGGGGCGCAGACGACGGGGAGGCCGAGGAGGAGCCUGAAGAGGAGGAAGAAGAGGAGGAGGAUUUGAUCGAUGGCUUCGCCAUCGCCAGCUUCGCCAGCCUUGAGGCCUUGCAGAAGGAUGCAUCUCUUCAGCCCCCAGAGCGACUGGAACAUCGGCUGAAGCAUUCUGGGAAGCGGAAGAGGGGGGGUUCCAGUGGGGCCACUGGGGAGCCAGGGGACAGCUCUGAUCGGGAGCCUGGCCGGCCCUCUGGGGAUCGGGCCCGAAAAUGGCCCAAUAAGCGGAGAAGGAAAGAGGCCUCCUCCCGUCAUUCUCUGGAAGCUGGAUACAUAUGUGAUGCAGAAAGCGAUCUGGACGAGAGGGUCUCCGAUGAUGACCUCGACCCAUCCUUUACUGUCUCAACCAGCAAAGCCUCGGGCCCCCACGGCGCCUUCAAUGGGAACUGUGAAGCAAAACUCUCCGUAGUCCCUAAAGUGUCGGGCCUGGAGCGGAGCCAGGAACAGCCCCCAGGGCCCGACCCGCUGCUAGUGCCUUUCCCCCCGAAGGAACCACCGCCUCCACCGGCCCCUCGGCCUCCUGUCUCACCCCCUGCAGCCCUGCCGGCCGCCCCCAGUCUGCCACCCCCCCCACAGCCCCAGCUGCAGCUCCGGGUCUCGCCCUUCGGCCUCCGCACUUCUCCCUACGGCAGCAGCCUGGACCUCAGCACUGGCAGCUCUUCACGGCCGCCCCCCAAGGCCCUGGCCCCUCCCGUGGCUCCGCCUCCCCCCUCAUCAUCCUCUUCGUCCUCUUCCUCCUCAUCUGCCUCCUCCUCGUCCGCGCAGCUCACCCACCGGCCCCCGACGCCCUCACUGCCCCUGCCUUUGUCCACCCACAGCUUCCCCCCACCCGGGCUGCGGCCCCCCCCACCCCCCCACCACCCCUCCUUGUUCUCCCCUGGCCCCGCCCUGCCCCCACCCCCACCCCUGCUGCAGGUGCCAGGGCACCCUGGGGCCUCAGCUGCUAACGCCCUUUCUGAGCAGGACCUGAUCGGCCAGGACCUGAACUCUCGCUACCUGAAUGCCCAGGGUGGCCCCGAGGUGGUGGGGGCAGGGGGCUCGGCCCGGCCCCUGGCCUUCCAGUUCCACCAGCACAACCACCAGCACCAGCACACCCACCAGCACACCCACCAGCACUUCACCCCUUAUCCCCCGGGCCUGCUGCCACCCCACGGCCCCCACAUGUUUGAGAAAUAUCCAGGAAAGAUGGAAGGCCUUUUCCGGCAUAAUCCGUACUCGGCCUUCCCUCCCGCAGUGCCCGGCCUACCUCCGGGCCUCCCGCCGGCUGUCUCCUUUGGCUCCCUGCAGGGGGCCUUCCAGCCCAAGAGCACGAACCCCGAGCUGCCACCACGACUGGGGCCAGUGCCAAGCGGGCUUCCCCAAAAGGGGACACAGAUCCCCGACCAUUUCCGGCCACCUUUGAGGAAACCAGGGAAGUGGUGUGCCAUGCACGUGCGCGUGGCUUACAUGAUCCUGAGACACCAGGAAAAGAUGAAGGGCGACUCCCACAAGCUUGACUUUCGGAACGACCUCCUGCCCUGCCUUCCGGGGCCCUAUGGGGCCCUGCCCCCUGGGCAGGAGCUCUCCCACCCGGCCGCCUCCCUCUUCACUGCGACUGGUGCCGUCCACGCUGCAGCCAACCCUUUCACGGCAGCUCCCGGGGCCCACGGACCCUUUCUGAGCCCCAGCACCCACAUUGAUCCCUUUGGGCGUCCCACAAGCUUCGCCUCCUUGGCUGCCCUCUCCAACGGGGCCUUUGGAGGCCUGGGCAGCCCUACAUUCAACUCCGGCGCCGUGUUUGCCCAGAAAGAAAGCCCAGGGGCCCCACCAGCCUUCGCCUCCCCCCCAGACCCAUGGGGCCGCCUGCACCGCAGUCCUCUGGCCUUUCCUGCCUGGGUCCGGCCCCCUGAGGCCGCCCGGACACCAGGCUCAGACAAGGAGCGGCCUGUGGAGCGGAGGGAGCCCUCUCUCCCCAAGGAGGAGAAAGACAGGGACCUCCCCUUCUCACGGCCCCAGCUCCGCGUUUCUCCCGCUACUCCCAAGGCCCGGGCUGGCGAGGAAGGGGCCCGGCCGGCCAAGGAGUCCGUGCGGGUAAAGGAAGAGCGGAAGGAGGAGGCCGCCGCUGCUGCCGCCGCCGCUGCCGCCGCCGCCGCUGCCGCCGCCGCCGCCGCCGCCGCUGCCGCCACGGCCGGGCCCCAGGGCCUUCACCUGCUGUUCGAGAGGCCGCGGCCGCCCCCCUUUCUGGGCCCCAGCCCCCCCGAGCGCUGCGCUGGCUUCCUGGAGCCCACCUGGUUGGCAGGGCCGCCUCGCCUGGCCAGGCCGCCCCGUUUCUAUGAGGCCGGUGAGGAGCUGACGGGCCCCGGGGCCGUGGCGGCCGCCCGCCUCUACGGUCUGGAGCCGGCCCACCCCCUGCUGUACAGCCGCUUGGCGCCCCCGCCGCCGCCGCCGCCACCGCCGCCCACCGCGGCCCCGGGAACCCCUCACCUUCUCAGCAAGACACCCCCAGGAGCCCUUCUGGGCGCACCACCUCCACUGGUGCCCGCCCCCCGGCCUAGUUCCCCACCGAGGGCCCCUGGCCCAGCCCGGGCUGACAGGUGAGGGGAGGGGAGGGACGGGGGAGGGGGCAAAGCUCCGUUCCCCCUUUCCUUUUGACAAGGUCCUAGAGCUGAGGUUUCAAGCCAGGGCUGGAGGGCAAAGGUCACGACCUCACCAGCCACCUCUGAGGUCAUGGAACCUGGGAGCAGAAGCCCCCACCCCCACAAGACCAAGCAUCAGAUGGACCUUGGGGUCACCGGGAGGGCAGAGGUCACAAGCCUCUAGAGAGAGGUGUGUGUGUGUGUGUGUGUGUGUGUGUGUGUGUACAUGAGAGGUGAGAGUGGGGGUCAUGUCAGAGGUCAUAGCUCGUGAUCUCCUGAGGUACACCAUCCCCCCCUCUGAGGGCCCCUAGGCCCUUGGCCUGCCUCCCCAAGGGCUCACUAAGCCAGAGGCCAAAGUGCCCCCCUCCCCUUCACCUACCACCCAAGUCCUCAUGCCCUCUCAGGGCUGGGGGAGGAGGGGCUAACGGAAGGGGGGUUCCAUGUACAUAUUUAUCUCCCCUUCCACAUAGCCCCCCAGACCUUUUGUACAUUUUUACAGGGGUGCCCCUCCCAAUAAUCCCCCUUCCUGGUUAAUUAAAUCCUCAGACUGGUGCUGUGUUCCUAGCCUCUGGCCUCUCUGUGGGGGGAGGGGGGAUUGUAGAGGGAAGAGCUGGGAGGGGACAGGCCGGAACCCAGGGCUUUUAUCCCUGGGAAUAUGGAGUCAGCAGGAGACAGAGCAACUCGGGAAGGGACCUGGGUACCUAGGCUGGAAAGAAGGGCAGAUGCUUCCUGCUUGGCUGACAGCCCAGGUCCGCCCCCCACCCCCCCACUUGUUCCUGUUACCUCUGUGUGCCACCACCCCCAAAAGGCUCAAUCUCUAAGCUUCAGCCUCUUAGUGGCUCAGUUCCCCCUACUCCAUUUCCAAGUGCCCCCAGGACUCCUGGGCCCUGCCCUCCAGAACCCUGUUCCCCAGAACCCUGCCCUAGGCUGGGGAGGCGGGCAGAGAAGGUCACCAUGUACCACACACCAAAGAAGGGGGUCGGCCCGGGGGCGGGCCACACAGGCAGCUCCUUCAGCAGCCUCUCAGCGGCAGCCCCAGCCUUCCCAAAGCAGCAGGCACCCCCAGGCUGGGGCCCGACCUAGAAGGCAGGGCUCAGUUUAACAGAAACGUAACGUUGACUUUUUUUCCCCCGCUGGGGCUUAUUCUGUAACAUGACUUGCGGAUAUUUAUAUAAAAACGAGUGUUACAAUGAG
Molecule: messenger RNA, 5300 nt
Organism: Callorhinus ursinus (northern fur seal)
Lineage: Eukaryota; Metazoa; Chordata; Mammalia; Carnivora; Otariidae
Gene: FBRS
Product: fibrosin
Source: RefSeq, a predicted model, not a curated record